UGGGCUCUGAACCCCGGAAUAUUCCAAGACAUCGUAGAUCGCUGGGGCCUUCCAGAGGUGGACCUCAUGGCCUCCCGUCACAACCGCAAUUCAUGUCCAGAUGCCGAGACCCCCUAGCGUUGGCAGCAGACGCCCUAACGACUACGUGGGACUUCGAUCUCGCAUAUGCCUUCCCGCCUCUCCCUCUUCUUCCAAGGGUCAUCAGAAAGAUCAGAUCAGAGCGAUGCACAGUCAUCCUGAUAGCUCCUCAUUGGCCAAGAAGAGCAUGGUUCACCGAACUGAUGGCUCUCAGCAGAUCAGAACCGUGGCCGCUACCUCAGACCCCCGAUCUACUCGCUCAGGGACCAAUCCUUCAUCCCAAUCCAGCCUUCCUGAAUUUGACGGCGUGGAGAUUGAGUCGAUAGUCCUCAGACGUAAAGGAUUCUCCCGUGACGUCAUACGCACCAUGAUGGCAGCCAGAAAACCCGUCUCUUCCAAGACCUACCACCGAGUAUGGAAGACCUACAGAGACUGGUGCGAAAACACUGGCCACUCCUUUCAGGACCUAUCGGUCCCUCGCCUCCUGUCCUUCCUACAAUCAGGUCUGGACAAAGGUCUGUCGCUAGGCUCCCUCAAAUCUCAGAUCUCCGCACUCUCUGUGCUCUUCCAACAACGUCUAGCCAUCCUACCCGACGUCUCCACAUUCAUCCAAGGGGUAGCACACAUUUGCCCUCCCUUCCGGGAACCUCUGCCCCCAUGGGAUCUCAAUCUGGUCCUUUCUGCCCUACAAACUCCUCCAUUCGAGCCGCUAGCCACCAUUCCCCUAGCCUGGCUAUCCUGGAAGACCGUAUUCCUUCUGGCCAUCGCCUCAGCUCGCAGGGUGUCAGAAAUCAGCGCACUGUCCAGUCAACCUCCAUACCUGAUAUUCCACGAGGAUCGAGCAGUACUACGGACCAUUCCAUCCUUUGUCCCUAAGGUGGUCUCGGCCUUCCACAUCAACCAAGAUAUCACCGUUCCAUCAUUCUGUCCUAAUCCGGCAUCACCCAAGGAGGUAGCGCUACACUCCCUCGACCCAGUGAGGGCCCUUAAAUUCUACCUACAUCGCACCCGAGACUUUCGAGCCACAACCUCUCUAUUCGUCCUCCAUUCCGGCCAUCGGAAAGGACACCAGGCAUCCAAGACCACCAUAUCUCCUCCCAUUCACAUCACAGCUCAUUCUACCCGGGGCAUAGGAUCUUCCUGGGCCUUCAGAAACAGAGCUUCAGCCGAUCAGGUCUGUAGGGCCGCCACUUGGUCCUCCAUUCACUCUUUCACCAAAUUCUACCAAUUCGAGAUCUUCGCAGCAUCUGACGCGCACUUCGGUAGAAAAGUGCUCCAGGCGGCAAUAAAUUAGUCCUCCUAUUUGACCUACUAUCCGCUUCUCCCACCCUGAGAGCAAGGGACAGCUUUGGUAUGUCCCCAUGGUCCCUGUGUCCCACAGACACCUGUUAGAGAAAAGGAAAUUUUGUGAUACUCACCGUUAAAUCCUUUUCUCUCAGGGUGUCUGUGGGACACAGGGCUUCCCCCCCUGGAAGCGGAUAAACCUUCUGAACUUCCUUCUGCCUACAUGUACAUAGUUUUCAAGUUGACUGUUACCUUGUGGUUCUUUGUGACAAAACUGGUGAAGGCAGGAAGUACUGGGGGGUAUAGCAGCAGGGAGGAGGGGUUAGUUCUCUUCUUCCUCUUCUAGUGUCCUGCCUCCUGCUGGUACC
Xenopus tropicalis (tropical clawed frog) is the source of this 1730-nucleotide messenger RNA. RefSeq lists its product as uncharacterized. Lineage: Eukaryota; Metazoa; Chordata; Amphibia; Anura; Pipidae. The transcript has 2 exons. Bases 101 to 1372 code for a protein of 423 amino acids. The record is from RefSeq and is a predicted model, not a curated record. Gene Ontology annotation, molecular function: DNA binding.